UAUAAUGUCACUGUCAGAUUCUAUUUAAACGAUUUAAUUUUCUACUUUACAAUUUUAUACCGAAACUAAAAAUCGUUGAUUAAUUUGAGUUAAAAUAUGUCUCAAGCAAAAAAAUUACCACAGUAUUUCGCUGCAGUAUGCGUUUGUAUAGGAGCCUGGGGUACAGGCACAGCCAUUGCCUGGACGUCAAAUAUAACCGAAGAACUUAAGAAAGGAGAGCUUAAUAACUUAAAAAUUGGAAAUGAUCAAUUAGGAUGGAUAGGUUCUUUAAUGACACUUGGAGCUAUGUGCAUGUGCUUUCCAAUCGGAUGGCUAGCAGAUAAAUUAGGAAGAAAACCUACUGUCCUGUUAACAAUAGUGCCAUUUAGUGUAGGCUGGUUAAUGAUUAUAUUUGGCAAUAAAAUAGCAUUAAUAUACGUUGCUAGAUUUUUGAUUGGAGUAGCUGGAGGCAGUUUUUGUGUAACAGCACCAAUGUACACGAGUGAAAUAGCACAAACUGAAAUACGUGGAACGUUAGGUACUUUCUUUCAAUUAUUCAUCACAAUUGGCAUAUUGUAUUGUGGAGUGUUUGGUUUUGCACUCUCUCUUAAACUUUUUAAUUGGGCCUGUUUUGCAGUUCCAAUAAUUUUUGGUAUUCUUUUUGCCUUUCAACCCGAAACACCCAUAUAUGAUUUAAGAACUGGCAAACCUGAAAAAGCAGAAAGAUCGUUCAACAAGUUGAGAGGAAAAGAUUAUGAUCACACUGGAGAAGUAAACAUUAUUUUGGCAGAUAUCGAAAAUGAAAAAAAGAUGAUAAGCUUUAUGGAAGCCAUGAAAACAAAAGCGGCAAAAAAAUCAACUCUAAUAUGCUUUAUGUUAAUGUUUUACCAGCAACUAAGUGGUAUAAAUGCUGUCAUGUUUUAUUCUCAAGACAUUUUUCAUUCUGCUGGAUCUACUUUAAAGGAUUCGUAUUGUGUAAUAAUAUUACAAUUUAUUCAAGUUCUCGCUACAGUAGUUUCCGCUUGGGCUGUCGAUAGAUUUGGAAGAAAAAUACUUUUAAUGAUAUCAGCUGGAUUUAUGUCUUUCUCCACUGGACUUCUUGGAAUAUUCUUCUCUCUUAAAGAUCACAAAGUAGUAACUGAAGAUGGUAUUAAAUCUAUUGGAUUUAUACCGAUUUUUUCUUUGACUAUAUUUAUUAUAGCAUUUUCACUGGGAUUUGGACCUAUACCUUGGUUGGCUUCUUCUGAAAUGUUUUCUCCUGAAAUUAAGUCAAAAUGUAGUUCGGCAGCUGCGACAUUUAAUUGGUUUUUGGCAUUUUUGGUUACGAAAUUUUAUUUUGUUCUAGCACAGGGUUUAGGAACCGAUGUUACUUUUUAUAUAUUUACAAUAAUUUCUGCUACCGCUGUAUUUUUUGUCCUGUUCAUUAUACCGGAAACUAAAGGAAAAACAUUUGCUGAAAUUCAACACGAACUAGGAUCGUAAUAAUGUAAUAUGUAAUCUGUUAUUGUGUCUAUAAUUUAUUACAGUUUAAAUUAA
Messenger RNA from Diabrotica balteata, 1515 nucleotides. The record is from the annotation of a GenBank genome assembly. Lineage: Eukaryota; Metazoa; Arthropoda; Insecta; Coleoptera; Chrysomelidae.